Messenger RNA from Paramecium sonneborni, 2031 nucleotides. Lineage: Eukaryota; Ciliophora; Oligohymenophorea; Peniculida; Parameciidae. The record is from the annotation of a GenBank genome assembly.
AAAUAUUUUAAGAUGAGUUAGCCAUCAUAAGGAACACCUUUAAAAACAAUUGUCAGAUAUGUAAAUAUUGCAUGCGGAUGUGCAAUCAUUGCAAUAACUAUAGUUGACGUUGUAACAUUUGUAGAACUGUUUGCAUUUUGGAAUUGGAUAUUCAUGAUUUAUUAAUUGUAUAGUAGUAGAUAUCUUAUCAAGUUUAUUUGCAUUGAUGAUAAUAGCUGCUGAAUUUCGAUUAGAUUUUAUUCUGAAAUACUUUAGAUUUUUGGAAGGUAAUAUAGGGAAAGGAUGGUUUUUAAUUUUGUAAGCAAUUAUAUUAUAUAUAUUUAGUUGUGGAAUGUGGUUGCUAGGUAAUACUUUAGCAGCAACAAUAACUGGUAUUUGUAUAUUUUAUUUGAGGGGGUUGUUUGAUUGUUUGUGGGAUUGUGACAAUUUUCAUUCUUUCCUGUAGCGUAACUAUAAAACUUAAUAAUAUAGAAGUGAUGAUUGGCAUUAUGAAUUUAUUAUAAAAUAAUAUUACAAACAUUAUCUUAAUAUUAAAAUGGGAAACAAAAUGAUGAAAAGUUAAGCAGAAUUUGAUUAAGAUUAUUAAAGGAAAUAAGAAUGUAAGUGAAUAUAUCAUAAUAAAAUAGAGAAACCUACAGUUUUAGCAUUAAAUCUAUUAAUUAAAAAAAAAGGAAGAGUUAGUACAGAAUACUAAUUCUUGACUCCUCCUAUUGGUAAGGGAUAAUAUUCUGAAAUACGUAAGGUUAUAAAUAAAAAAACUGGAAUCAUGAGAGCUGUUAAAAUUGUAUAAAAGAAUGCAACGGAGAAAGAAGAAGAGAGAGUUUCAGCAGAGGUCAAUAUUCUAGAAAAAUUAGAUCAUCCAAAUAUUUUAAAAAUAAAUGAAUAUUACAGUGAUGACAGAUUUCAUUACAUAAUUACAGAUUUUUAUUCAGGAGGAGAAUUGUUUAUGAAAAUAUAAGAAAGAAGAGUAUUCUCUGAAGCAUAUGCUGCAAGAAUUAUUAGAUAAUUAUUAUAUGCAAUUAAUUAUUGUCAUCUUCAUGGAAUUGCACAUAGAGAAAUAAGACCAGAAAAUAUUAUGCUUGAAAGAAGUUCUGAAUUUGCAUCUGCUAUUUUAAUUGAUUUUGGUAUGUGUUAAAAGAUAUCUCAUAAAAUGCAUAGUGCUGUUAAUCACCCAUAUUAUUAAGCACCAGAAAUAUAAUAAAAAAGAUAUAAUGAAUCUAUUGAUAUUUGGGCUAUAGGAGUAAUUACACAUAUUUUACUAUGUGGAUAUCCUCCUUUUGGUGGAGAUACUAAUAGAAAAAUUCUAGAUAAUGUGCUUAAAAAACCACUCGUUUUUGAUGAAUAAGAUUGGAAUAAGAAUAGCAAUGAAUCAAGAGAAUUUGUUAAGAAAAUUUUAAAUAAAGAUCCAACUUAAAGAAUGACAAUUGAAUAAGCAUUAAAUGAUCCAUGGAUAAUUAAGAAUUAUGAACUUUAAGUUACUGAUAGUUAAUUAAAACGAGUAAUAACAAAUCUAGUUAAUUAUAAAAGUUAAUCUAAAUUAUAAGAAGCAACUCUUAAAUUAAUAGUUUUAUAUUUAGCUUCUAGAGAAGAAUUAAGUGAAUUAAGAGAAGUUUUUACUAGUAUUGAUUCUAAAAAUGAUGGUUAUAUUGAUAUUGAAGAAUUAUCAUAAGCUAUGCUUAAAAUAUUUGAUUCUGAAACAGUUGAAAGAUAAGCUAAUAAAAUAUGUGGUGAUGAUGAAACAUUAUCAUAUUCAUAAUUUUUAGCAUAAGCUAUUGAUAAAUAAGCCAUUUUAUAAAAGUCUAAGAUAGAAACUGCAUUUAAAUUAAUUGAUAGAGUAUUAUUAUUCAAUUUAAUUUAUUAUAGAAUGCUUCUGGAAAUAUAAAUGUUGAAGAAUUGAGUGAAGCAUUCAAAUGUAAUCUAACUGGUAAUGAUUAAUGGAUAGAAAUUAUGAAUGAAGUUGAUGCUAAUCAUGAUGGAGCUUUAUCAUUAGUAGAAUUUACAAAUAUGAUGAAAAAAUUGAUAUAAUCAUGA